Messenger RNA from Trichobilharzia szidati, 1189 nucleotides. The record is from the annotation of a GenBank genome assembly. Lineage: Eukaryota; Metazoa; Platyhelminthes; Trematoda; Strigeidida; Schistosomatidae.
UAGGAAAAUUGACAAGUCAGUUCAAGGUUAUAAAAGGUGUCAGGGAACAUUCUUAUAACGCAUCACGUUGACGUAUCAGAAAGUUUUCCAAUGGAUUUCACAAUUUUAACGUCCAUUUUAUCUGGUGGUUUGGGUGUUUUUGCAGGUUGGUUUAUUUUUCGGAGAUUUGGAAGAACGGCUAGUGUCAGAUCACAGAUGACUAAUUUCAAGCAUGUUCCUGGUAAGAUGAAAAUGGUUUUAAUAGUUCGUUCUGAUCUCAAAAUGGGGUGCGGAAAAAUUGCAGCUCAGUGUUCACAUGCCGCACUUGCCUGUUAUGAAGCGAUUAUUAGUCAGAAUCCUGGCAUUCUAGAAACAUGGGAAAGUCAGGGACAGCCAAAAAUUGUUCUCAGGGUGGACGGUUAUGACGAUAUGCUUAAAUUAUCCGACAAAGCUGAAUCAUUAGGUCUUGUAAAUUCAAUUAUACACGACGCUGGACAUACUCAGGUUGCAGCAGGUACCGCAACAGUCCUUGGUAUAGGACCAGGUUUAGCUUCUGAAAUUGAUCGUGUUUCCGGUGAUCUAAAGUUGCUUCCUUGAGAAAAUUCACACACAUGCAUUUUAUGUACAGUACUGAAUUGUAUUGUUGUAUCAUUACUAGAUCGCUAAAAUAAAUAUUUUUGAUAUUUUUCACGUUUUUAAUCUGAUUAGUGAUUUCCAGAAACAGAUUAUCUACUGACUUUAUUGGUUUAUUCAGAAAAUAUGUAAUGAUGAGCACAUGGUGUUUCCGAAUAGCAAAUACAAUUAUAGUGAUUAAGAACUUCACAAUAACAACAACUUUUGUAGUGUCUUAAUGUGGCACAUAUGAUCAAUCCGUCUUUCAACUAGUUGAGAAGUUUUAAAUAAACUGGAUUUUUUCACGUGGUCAUAUUACUGUCAGUUGUUGUGGUUAUGGUAUGUUACACAUAUUCCACAUCAGCUUAUUGCGACUUGAGGUGUUCAUUGAAUUCCGAGUAUUGUUAAAAUUAUACUGAAAAAAGCUGUUUCACAAAACAUCCACCAGCAGGCACUUAGAGCCAUUCCUACUGCUAGACAGUGAAUUUACUAGUGACUAGUUUAUUUAAAAUCAUUUUGAUGGUUAUUUUUGGGAAUGCUAUGAAUACGGAGUAUUUUUAGACUAUUAUUGCUAAUGCUGACGCUGGUUAAUAAAUUG